AUGCCAGCGAUAUUGACGUCGACCAAGCAGGUACACACGGAGACUGUGAUCCAGGAACUUGACGUGCUCGAAAGCCCAAGAACCCGCCGUAGACGGGAGACGAGUGCAGAUAGGAACCACCGCCAUUACGAUGACUUGCGCGUGACAUUUGAGAAAACCAUCAAGGGCCGCUACCGCAAUGGUUCCGCAAUCUACGAUAAAGUUGGAGUUCUGCUCAUCACUUGGCAGGACGAUGAUAUGAAUGUGUGGACGAAGGAAGUUCGGGAUCUUGCAGCCGUCUUUCAGAAAACAUUCUCCUUCGAGGUGGAGCACUAUCGCAUUCCGACGGAAAGAGCAGUUACUGGAGUCAAUGCUAAAGUCGCCGACUUUGCCCAUCGUUAUGAUAGCUCCGAAUGCCUGGGCAUAGUUUACUACGCAGGUCAUGGCGCUGGAGAUGAUCAAGGCCGCCUCAGCCUGUACGCUAGAGCCAGGGAGAACCACGACGGACAUGUUCACGUCCCAUUCGACGAUAUCACUUACCACUUGCACCGAUGUGACGCCGAUAUUUUGGUCAUCACGGAUUGUUGUCAUGCCGCUCUUGCAUUCGGCCAAGCAGAGGUCGGCAAGCGCAGAUUCGAGAUCAUUACUGCAACUGGGCCAGGACAAGAUGCCGAUGCACCCACUGGGACGAAGUCUUUCACCAAAAUCUUGUGCGCGGCGCUGGAAGAACUGGCGCCCGAGCCGACCGGAUUCACGACGUCCAAGCUCUACCGCAAUGUUUACCACAAAGCAGAUGCGAGUCGCAAGCCUUUCCUCUUCGACCAAAGUAUUCAUGACUGGGGCAGGAUCUGGAUACAGCCACUGGGCGACAGUUGCGACAUCGUUCGCGAUGAGUGGAAGCCAUCAGCUCAGGGCGACGCUUGUGUUCACUUGGAAUUGCGGAUGCGUGCGAAGCCGAAGCUGAAGACCAUGAACGAUCUCGCGCGUGAACUGCAGUUCUUACCGCAUGUCAAAGAGGUGACAUUCAGAAAGAUGCACGCUCCUCGGCUCGAGAUCGAGGGAUUCAUGACAGGGGUUACCCAAGCGAUGAAAAUUCGGCCCCUAAUCAAGAGGCUGCGCAAACGCUUAGAGGAAAAGAGAGUUGCUGAAGGGCGUGACAGAAUGGGCGUGAAAACGCCGCCGCCAGAUCCCAGCCAUUCGCCAUUACUGUACAAUUGGAACGAAUCCUUCAAAGAUGCCCACGAUCCGAACGACGAAGGUGUCAGUGAGGCGCAAGAGAAUGGUGCGGGACCUAGCCACUCGCGCAAUCCAUCGAUAGAAGUGCAUGGCCCUGUCACCGCACGGCCUCAGCCUCAUGUGGAUGAAUUAAUUGGUACUGAGCCGCCAGUCUCUGCUUGCUAUGAGGCCGCAAACGUGGCGGAUUUGCCAUCUCUUACCACGAUAAAUGGAAGUUUGAUCUGA
This is a messenger RNA of Cercospora beticola, 1440 nucleotides long. RefSeq lists its product as uncharacterized. Gene Ontology annotation, biological process: proteolysis. Gene Ontology annotation, molecular function: cysteine-type endopeptidase activity. NCBI's taxonomy places the organism in Eukaryota, Fungi, Ascomycota, Dothideomycetes, Mycosphaerellales, Mycosphaerellaceae. The record is from RefSeq and is a predicted model, not a curated record.